UGUCGUUGACUGACGUACGUACGUCGUGGCCAACAGCACGUGCUAACCGAGGCGGCGCGUGCAAGCAAAAAAAUCACAAAAAAUAUAAAACAGCAGCUGUGGUGGCCAGCAACAACAACAAUAACAACAACAGCAUCUGGAGGAGAGCAGCCAUUACAAAAACAACACAUACAACACUUCACACACACACACACAGCUUUGCUAUCGCAACAACAAAGACUUUGGGCUAGGCAAAGAGUAGGUGGAGGAGAAGGAGAGGGAGAGCAGAGCCAGGAGAGAGAGGAGAGCAUCUAACUUAAGUGAAAUUCAAGCGGAUGGAGGAAGGAAGAGGAAGCAGCAGGACAGUACAUCAAUGCAGGCUUACUGUCUGAGUGUGUGUGAAAGAGUGCGAGCGAGAGAGUGAGUGUUCGAAUGCGACAAUAAAUUAGCUGUAAUCUGCACCUUGUUAUUUGCACCUGAAUCGAAAUUAUUGUAUAUUUUUUUUGCCAUAACAAGCAAGUAAUCAAAGUAAAUUUACCAAUACACGAAACGUGAACGUAAUUCUAUUUACGCAAAUAAAACUCAACAAGAGGGCACCCGACGAAGAAUAAGAAGAAGAGAAGGCGGAUAAGUAGGCAACACAAGAAUUAGAAGCAGCAGCGCAAACAGGAUACUUAAAAUAUCAAGGCAAAUACACACGCACACACACACAGUCACACACACACAGCCCAAAGGAGGUUCAUAUUUUUGGCCGAAGAAAAAACAACAACCGCACGAAAUAAAUAUAAAAUAAACCCAACAACGCUGAGGUGUAUGGCCCAAAGGCAAGGCAAACAAACAGAGCCGAAAAAAGAAAAGGAAAGCGAAACAGAAACAGAUUCAGAAUCAGAAAGAUGCCAAAAUGCUGGACAGAGAUUGACGAGGCAGAGCACCUACAACAACAACAACAACAGCAACUGCAAUAACAAUAACAAGGCCAAGAAAAACGACAAGCAGCUACAACAACAACAACAGCAGUGACAACCGCCAAAUGUGAGCAGACAAGCGACAGCAAUUGAGAUAUAUUGUUUCCGCCAAAUCACGACGAUUAAGUCAUGAACGCACUCGAUAUGAAUAAACAAUUUCUGAGCGUCUCCCAGGACCAUCAGCAUCAGACGACCUCGGUGGCAGACCGGCGGAGUCGCUCCAGAUCGGAGCGUGCCUCGAGCCUGGCCCUGCCGCUCAACUCCCUGCUGGACUUCUACGACAAGCAGCAGGAGCAGUGCAAGUCGGUCACCCUGCUGCCACUGCCCAGCAACUGCAGCAACAUCGGCGACAGCAGCAACACCGGGGACAGCAGCAACAUCUCCACCAGCAACAGCAUCGUGCGGCGACACUCCUCCCACUACUAUCCCAUGCUCGAGGACAAGCAGAAGCCGUCGCAGCUGUCCCAGGCAGCCACCGAAAUGCUUGUAAACAUGACGGAGCAGAAAUAUGGCCAGUCAGCGCACCAGGGGGCGGCCAUGGCCACCGCAGGAGGCAGGCAGUUCCACCAGCAGAUCCAGCAGCACCAACAGCGGGUGGACACCCCGGUGACGCCCCCACCGCCCAUUCCGCGUCGCCUUCUGCGCGGCAAGUCCGCCUGGCAGGCGUCCACGCCCCACCCACUUCCACUUCCUCCUUCGGCUGGCGGACAGGAAGGCGCCCAUGGCACGGGCACGGGCACAGUGUUUGUUUAUCCGCAGCCAACGAACGUGACCACAGAGGCAGUGGGUCGGGGAUCGGGCGAUGGAGGAGGAGGAGCUGGGCUGCAAUCAGCGCUGCUUGUUGACAUAGCCACACGUCCUGUGCCCGGAUAUGCGGAUGCCGAUGGGAUUUCCGAUGACGACCGCAUGAGUCUGGAGAACUCCGUGUUUGACGAGUCGCUAACCUCCACGCCCGUCAAGGUCGCCGGCUAUCUGGCCGGACGCUACUCCGGCCUGAGCCACAUGGCCAAGCGGGCUCAGCGCUCCUCCAGCAGCACCGUGGACUCGGCCUACGGCUCAUCGCUGGGCGGGCACAGCGAGCGUUUUGCCAGCAGCUCCACCAGCGUGGACUUUCGCAGUCGCUUCUCCUCGGUGGACACGCAGUCCUCCCUCGACGAGAAGCCCCUGUCCAGCUCGAUUGACUCACCUUUGGCCAGGGACUCCAGGGAUGCGUACCGAGAUGCCAUGCACAAGCUGAACAACAAUAAUACCAGCCUGGGAUUGCCCCUUUAUCCGGCCAGUAAUAAUAACAACGGCAGCAUUAUCAGCAGCGGAGGAGGAUUAGGAGUUGGGGGAGCUGAUGGCUCCAAGUUACCAGUGGUUCCUGCUCGCAAGCAGCCACCUCCUCUAAAGGGCAGCGGGAACAGCAACAACUCGGUGGGCGAGACCCAAUCCCAGAGCUCUUCCUCCAAGGAACCCAGCAGCGUCUCGGCAUCGGCCUCCACUUCGUCCGCCGCCUCGGCAGGAUCCAGCACCAUUUCCAGUGGCACUAUGUCAUCCAUGUCGGGGACAUGCCCGGCGACUAUGCCGUCUACCGACUCAACUACCAAACGUCCAGGGCCUCCGGAGCCACCAUUGCGACAGGCCAAUGUCUUUGAUCUGGUGGAUACGGGCUCACGGGGUCAUCCGCCUCCUCCGUUGACGGUGCGGAACAAGUUGGUCCGCAACAACAAGCCGCCACCCAUCACCUAUCCACGGAUGCAGCAGCGUCAGGACUCCACUCUGUCCAGCGACAGCUACUCGAUCAGCUCCAGUCCUGGCUACAACUCCAAACUGAUGGAGGUUCCACUGUUGGGCUCGAGCCGCAAGUCCAAUGCUCCCGGCUCGGCCCAGCGACAGACUCCUCUCAUGGAUUUGGCACCAACGCGAUUUUUGGGAGGAUCCUCCUCCGGAAAUGGAAAGCAGGCUCCCGCAGUACCGCCGCCCAGGGGCAAGAUCAACUUCCGGCAGGACUCGACCAUCUCGAGCGACAGCUUCAGUCAGACGUCCAGUCCGGGCUACAAUCCCAAGCUCAUGGAGGCGCCUCUGCUGCCUUCCUUGUCCGCCAAGCGAUUGUGCAGUGCUCCUGCUCCGAUUGUAUGCCGCCAGGGAGUGCAGCACGAGCCCAUUGAGGAGUUGGAACCUCCGCAGACGAUCUCGCCGCUCCACAAGACGGCUGGCCAACCCAGCAGCCUCCAGACCAUAGUGCGCUUCCAGAAUGGAGCACCGCACACCAUGUCCUUGCAGCACCAGAUUAUAAACCGGCGGAAGAGCUCCAAUCCGUACAUCACCAACGGCCGCUUGAAGUUCCGCCUGUUCCAGAUCCUGAUCAACGCCUUCGCCCUGCUGGCCAUCGCCGGGGGUCUGGCCGCCUACUUUAAUGCCUAUCCAACUAUCAAGUUCGUCAACAAGACCAUCAUCAAUACGAUCCAUGUGGAGGACACUACGAGUUUCGGCAAGAAUCCAGCCCCAGGCACUUGCCUGCCCAUCAUUGUGCGCUUUUGUCAGGGUCCCCAGAUCCCCUACAACUACACUGUGUUCCCCAACUACAUCGGUCACUUUGGCCAGCUGGAGACGCAAACGGACUUGGAUUCCUAUGAGGCCCUGGUGGAUGUGAGGUGCUACGAGCUGGUGUCCCUGUUUCUUUGCACGCUUUUUGUGCCGAAGUGCGGCCAGAGCGGCGCCACUGUGCCACCUUGUAAGACCCUCUGCACAGAGACGAUGCGCCGCUGCGGCUUCUUUUUCGACGUAUUCGGAUUGAGUUUACCGGAGUACCUGAACUGCAAGCUCUUCAAGGACUUUCCCAGUCCCGAGGAUUGCGUUGGUGUGGAUGAGGUCCGCGAGGUGAUGAAGGCCGCCACGCAUCCCAAGUGCGAUGGCUUCCAGUGCGACCAGAAUCGGUGCCUGCCUCAGGAGUACGUAUGCGAUGGCCACCUGGACUGCAUGGACCAGGCGGAUGAGGCCUCGUGCGAACGGUGCGGUCCGGACGAGAUCUACUGCGGGGAUAGCCAGUGCAUUGGUACGAAGCACAUAUGCGACGGGAUCAUCGACUGUCCCUACGGCCAGGAUGAGCGCAAUUGCCUGAGACUGAGCGAACGGAAUGGCGAUGUGGGCACUGGUGUUCUGGAGGUCUAUCGCAUCGGUCAGCGGCAGUGGAUGCCUGCUUGUGUGAAGAACUGGGAUCGGGCGGUCUCGCCCAGCGCUGUUUGCUCCAUUCUGGGCUACUCGGCUGUAAAUGCCACCAGUGUACUGACCCAACGUACUCAUCGCCCGCUUCUGGCCUCUGUGAAUGUGUCCACUGACAUUUGGAAGAUGUACGCCAAAAGGAAGUCAACUUUGAUGCAGGAGUUCGCCAACUGCAAGAAGUCGGAGGACUAUCCGAUGGCCGAGCUCACGUGCUCCAAUUAUGAGUGUGGCCGAGUAAAACGGGGCAGGCACAAGCCUUCGAGACGGAUCAUAGGAGGAACCCAGGCAAGUCCCGGCAAUUGGCCAUUCCUGGCCGCCAUUUUGGGCGGUCCGGAGAAGAUCUUCUACUGCGCCGGCGUCCUUAUAUCGGAUCAAUGGGUGCUUACAGCCUCGCACUGCGUGGGAAACUAUAGCGUGAUCGACUUGGAGGACUGGACCAUUCAGCUGGGCGUAACGCGUCGCAACUCCUUCACCUACUCGGGUCAGAAGGUCAAGGUCAAGGCUGUCAUUCCCCAUCCGCAGUACAACAUGGCCAUUGCCCACGACAAUGACAUAGCCCUCUUUCAGCUCUCCACACGCGUUGCCUUCCAUGAGCACCUUUUACCCGUUUGUUUGCCGCCCCCGAGCGUGAGGAAUCUGCAUCCUGGCACCCUGUGCACCGUCAUCGGAUGGGGCAAGCGGGAGGACAAGGAUCGUGAGUGGAUUAUAGAGAUUUCCGGACUAAGUACAAGACAAAUCAUUCUUCUUUAUCCCACAGCCAAGUCCACGUACGAGUUUAUAGUGAACGAGGUGCAGGUGCCCAUCAUCACGCGUAACCAGUGCGACGAGUGGCUGGACAACUUGACCGUGUCGGAGGGCAUGGUGUGUGCCGGAUUCGACGAUGGUGGGAAGGAUGCCUGUCAGGGCGACUCGGGUGGUCCGCUGCUGUGUCCGUAUCCGGGGGAGAAGGAUCGCUGGUUCGUUGGCGGCAUCGUGUCCUGGGGCAUUAUGUGUGCUCAUCCCCGUCUACCCGGCGUGUAUGCCAAUGUGGUGCAGUAUGUGCCCUGGAUACAGGAACAGAUCGCGAAGCACACACGUCCCAUCAACGAGGAUCGGGUGAACAAGUACGACCUGCAUCCGGGUGGACCCGACAUCCUGUCCAAAAUAGCCACUGACCCGAUGCACGAGGGCAAGCCCCACCACUUCACCCACUCCAGGACAUCGUCCAAAAACUAAUUCUGGCCACGAUGAAUAUAAAAACUAAAGAGUAGAGCCAGAGUCAAGUCUCACUGGAACCGAGCAUAUCCACGAAACGAUUGCACAAAGUACUACACAUAUAAAACAAACAAAACACAGAACCGAUGGAUCCUGUAGGAUACAUACAUAUAUUUUGCUACUGAACUUAGGGUAUUAGCCAUCCGGCUAACACCGAUUUGGGCAACAUAAUCAUGUGUCAAUUUGCCGAAUUUAUUUGUCAAUUUUUUUACAAAGAGAUUUUUAUGAACCUAUGUGAAAUCCAAGGAAAUUAAUAACCCAGACAGACGGUAAUAAUUAACCCAAAAUGGGCGCAACUAUAUGUCAAUAUAACGCGAUUAAUAUAUUUACAAGUAAAACCAAGAUAACCUUUAUGUACCCGAUAUCUAACCACUUGAUAAUUGUGUCUAAAUACCCCGAAAACCCAGACAAUAAUUCGAUUUUGUAGCUGAAUUUUGUGUUGAAAAGUUCCGGACAAAAUGAAACUUGUAUUAUUAUAGGUAUUACUUCGGAGGAAACUAAAUUAUGACAAACGAAGAGAAACUCUGAAAAAUAUUGUGAAGUAUAAAUAGUAGAAUCACAGCUAUUGAGUGUUGACAACUAAAACAGUAAAUAAGCAAAUCAAUUGUAGAAAAUGUGUAACUAUAACUAAACCAAAGAAAAACAAGGAAAAUUUGCUGAUCUUGGGCAUUUGAUGGACGUAGUCGUAAGCUCCUCUCCAAAUAUGCUGUCUUAGAACACAGAAA
Molecule: messenger RNA, 6127 nt
Organism: Drosophila suzukii
Lineage: Eukaryota; Metazoa; Arthropoda; Insecta; Diptera; Drosophilidae
Source: RefSeq, a predicted model, not a curated record